This is a messenger RNA of Acaulospora morrowiae, 711 nucleotides long. The record is from the annotation of a GenBank genome assembly. NCBI's taxonomy places the organism in Eukaryota, Fungi, Glomeromycota, Glomeromycetes, Diversisporales, Acaulosporaceae.
AUGUCUGAUAAUGAAGUCGGUUCCCCAUUGGAAGAAACUACUCGCGACGACGUUGAAGAUCAGAGGGAAACGGAACGUGAAAACGAAAACCCCGCGUUUCCUUUUUCAAAUGAAUGUGAAAUUCGAACCGUUUUCUCUGAUCCAUUAAAUUUUAACGUGAAGCACCCAUUAUUUAAUAGCUGGACAUUAUGGUUUGACAACCCAGGAAAAAAAGCUAAUACUGCAAGUUGGUCUCAGAAUUUGAAGGAGCUGAUCACCUUUGAUUCAGUAGAAGAGUUUUGGGGUGUCUAUAAUAAUGUUGUCAAGACUAAUGAACUUACUUCCGGUUCGAACUAUCACCUUUUUAAACGUGAAAUAAAGCCUAUGUGGGAAGACCCGGUGAAUGAAAAUGGUGGAAAAUGGGUCAUUCAAUUUCCUCGGCAUAAGACCGGUGAGGAAAUUAACACUCUUUGGCUCUACACGAUGCUCGCAUGCAUUGGUGAAUCAUUUGAUUAUCCGGAUGAAGUUUGCGGUGCUGUGGUUUCUGUCCGUAAAAUUUUUUUCAGGAUUUCCCUUUGGACACGCACCUCAACUAACAAAGAUAUUUGUGAAACUCUUGGACGCCAAUUGAAGGCAACUUUAGGUUUAAAUCAAAAUCAACAACUUGAAUUUCAACCACAUAAUUCCGAUUCUAGUAAACCUGGUUCACAUAAAGAACGUUUCGUUGUAUAA